AUGCCAACUCAAGCGUUCAACCAGACCAUCAGGACUAAGCCAGUCACCAUACGCUAUGGACCAUCGGGCCGUGGUCAGAUUUUGAGCCUACCAACAGAGACUACCAGCGAUCCGGCCUUUCUCAACCUGAUCAGUACUUGCGAGCCUGCCUCAUUUGGCUUUGAAGGCAGAGAUGUAUUCGAUGAGCAGUACCGUAAAGCGACUAAACUUGACAUCACUGAGUUUUGCUCAAGCUUUUGUCCUUAUGAGACGGGAAUCAUCGACAUUGUUACUCAGCUCCUCAUGCCUUCAGUCAAACAUGAGAUAGCCAAAAGGCCGGCCCAUGGUACGGAGGUUCUGUCUGCACAGCUCGCAGAAGAUGUUAGAGCUCUGUUUGUUGCAACCGAGAACUACACGGGUGUGGACACAAUGACACUGACAAAGAUCAUAACUUCUCGCUCGAAUGAGGAUCUCCUCACCAUCAUGCGUGCUUAUGAGCAGAGAUACCAGCGCGAGCUUGGUCGGGUUCUGCAACAGAAACUUCAACGCGACGACAUGUUCAUGUUGGACAUACUCGCACAAGUCUUGAUUGAAGAUCGUGCCAAGCAGCGCGAGAUAGAACGCAAGAUCAAAAGUACUACUGGUAUGGGCAUCAGAGCCGAACUCUAUAAGCUCAAUGUCUACAGUGGACCCUCGGGCAGAUUCAGAGCCCAUGUCGAUACUCCUAGAAGCGAGACGCAGAUUGGCAGCCUUGUUGUCUGCCUGCCUUCUGAGUUUGAAGGCGGCGUCUUGUCAGUUUCGCACCAGGGUAACACUGUCCAGUUCGACUGGUCAGCUUCUUCCCCGGGAGGUCAGCAACCUUCAAUCCAAUGGGCAGCUUUCUACUCUGACUGUUCACAUGAAGUACAAGAAGUCACCGCCGGCCACCGCAUCACUCUAACCUACAAUCUCUACGCCUCACGUGGCAGCGGACUCCUUGCUGGAACAAAACACAGCCUGGAUGCUAUCAAUCUACCCAUAUUUCGACCUCUGAUGAAUCUGCCCGGAUCGCGUUCGUUCAUGCCAUCAGGUGGCAGAAUGGCAAUUGGUCUCGCCCACGCUUAUCCAUACACCCACGAUACCUUACACCGUAGUAUGCCCGAAACUCUCAAAGGAGCAGACAUGAUGCUCUACGAAGCAUUACUGGCAUCAGGUCUCGGAUUCGAAUUUAUACGCAUCAUGGACUUUAGCGACGAGCUGGACAAUUUUGAGGAAUAUUCUGACGGCAAGGACAUGGAUGACAGCGAAGAGGAUCCAUUCGAAAAGAACGUCUUCUAUCGAUCUGGAUUUGAGUCGAUGCAGGUCUUGGACAGCAUGAUAGAGCGCAGCGAUAUAAACCAGGGACUGCCUGGAUGGACGCGCCUUGGACACGUCAAGUGGAUCAGGCGCCCUAGAGACUUGCAAUUGGAGAUGGCGUAUUUGGCAUAUGGGAACGAGGCAAACAUGACGACCAAGUACAGCAGCGCCGCCAUCAUCGUAAAUGUGCCUUCUUUGCAGCACAGGUUGCAAGUUCUCGAUGGCUAG
This is a messenger RNA of Aureobasidium pullulans EXF-150, 1542 nucleotides long. RefSeq lists its product as uncharacterized. Bases 1 to 1542 code for a protein of 513 amino acids. Gene Ontology annotation, molecular function: calcium-dependent phospholipid binding; calcium ion binding. The transcript has 3 exons. Lineage: Eukaryota; Fungi; Ascomycota; Dothideomycetes; Dothideales; Saccotheciaceae. The record is from RefSeq and is a predicted model, not a curated record.